Messenger RNA from Papilio polytes (common Mormon), 1434 nucleotides. It is a transcript of the gene Cndp2, whose product is annotated as cytosolic non-specific dipeptidase. The annotation marks the transcript as partial. The transcript is spliced from 8 exons. Gene Ontology annotation, biological process: proteolysis. Gene Ontology annotation, molecular function: peptidase activity. Lineage: Eukaryota; Metazoa; Arthropoda; Insecta; Lepidoptera; Papilionidae. The record is from RefSeq and is a predicted model, not a curated record.
AAAAUGUUGAUUAAUUCAGUUUGUCGAGUCAGUUUGCUGAAAAGUAGUCGCACGUUGAUCGCUUGUACAUCUCGGCCGGUCGAUUUUACUUUAUUUUAUUCAACUACAGUUAAGCAAGUUCCUAAAAUUAUGGCAAAUAAAACAUUGCCGCAAAUUUUCACGUUUGUCGAUCAGAAUACCGAAUCUUACAAGCAACUUCUUAAAGAUGCAGUUGCAAUUCCUUCAGUAUCUUGUGAUGUAAAGUACCGAAAUGAUUGUGUACGUAUGGUUCAUUGGAUGCAAGACAAGUUAAAAGAAGUCGGUGCGACUACUGAGCUUCGGGAUGUAGGUUUCCAAAAAAUAGAUGGCACAGAAGUAGCAUUACCACCAGUAUUAGUCGGUACAUUAGGAAAUGACCCGAAGAAGAAUACUAUUUGCGUUUAUGGACACUUGGAUGUGCAACCAGCUUUGAAGUCUGAUGGAUGGGAUUCGGAGCCAUUUGAGCUGCAGGAGCGUGAUGGAAAAUUAUUUGGACGUGGUUCAACUGAUGAUAAAGGUCCUGUACUUGGUUGGCUUCAUGCUAUUAACGCUUAUAAAGGGAUUGGAGAAGAGCUACCCGUAAAUUUGAAAUUCGUUUUCGAAUGCAUGGAAGAGUCUGGCUCUGAAGGUUUAGAUGAAUUACUUAUGAGCAAGUUGAAACCAGAAGGUUUCUUUGAUGAUGUUGAUUAUGUAUGCAUCUCCGAUAACUAUUGGCUAGGAACCACUAAGCCUUGCAUUACAUACGGACUGAGAGGAAUCAGCUACUACUUCCUGGAGGUUGAAUGCGCUAAGAACGAUCUUCACAGCGGUGUGUAUGGAGGAACAGUGCAUGAAGCAAUGACUGAUCUAAUAUAUCUUAUGAAUGAAUUAGUUGAUAAAGACGGCAAGAUUCUUAUAACUGAUAUUUACAAGUCUGUGGCUCCGAUGACAGAGAAUGAGAAAAAUCUUUACUCCAGCAUUGAUUUUGAUCCUGAAGCAUACAGGCGCACAAUAAACGCCCACAAAUUGCUACACAAUGGGGUCAAAGAGCAAGUACUGAUGCAUCGCUGGAGAUAUCCCAGUCUCUCGUUACACGGAAUUGAAGGCGCUGCAUUCCAGCCUGGCGCGAAGACAGUGAUCCCUGGAAAGGUGAUUGGCAAGUUCUCCAUACGCAUCGUCCCCAACCAAGAACCAGAGGAAGUCGAGAAACUGGUCUUUGAUUAUGUCAACAAAAAGUGGGCGGAGCGCGGCUCGCCGAACAAGAUGCGCAUCAGCGCGCAGAGCGGCCGCGCCUGGACGGAGAACCCCGACCACCCGCACUACCAGGCCGCCGCGCGCGCCACCAAGCUCAUCUACCAGACUGAGCCGGACAUGUCCCGCGAGGGCGGGUCCAUCCCGGUGACGAUAACGCUGCAGGAGGCGAGCGGCCGCAACGUG